This is a messenger RNA of Paramecium octaurelia, 449 nucleotides long. NCBI's taxonomy places the organism in Eukaryota, Ciliophora, Oligohymenophorea, Peniculida, Parameciidae. The record is from the annotation of a GenBank genome assembly.
AUGUCAAAAAUUUCUGAAAAUAAUAUAAUUGAUGGUAAAAGAAAAAGAGUAAUGUCGACUGACGGUGUUUUAGCUUGUGUUACAACCAAUCUAUUGAAAACUUCUAUCUAAAAAUAAGGUAUUAAAUAGAAGAAACCUUUGAAAUAAAAAAAGAGAAUUGUGAAUUAAUAAGAAUCGGAUAGCUCAGCUGUUUAAGUUGUUGAGAAACCUUAAAAGAAAAAAGAAGAGAAAGUGAGAAUAACAAAAAGUGCCCUUAAAGAAUUGAUCAGUUAGCAUUUUUUAAUCAUUGACGAUGAAGAAUAGAAGCAAUAAUAGGUAUCAAAAAUCCUCCAAAUUUUUAGCCAAAAAAACAGAUCAAGCAUUAAAUAAAUGAUUCAAAUAGUGAAAGUUCAAGUUCAGAUUAAUCAUCAUCAGAAGACAUUCCAAAAAGAUAUAAACAUAAGUCAUGA